Papaver somniferum (opium poppy) is the source of this 1380-nucleotide messenger RNA. RefSeq names its product E3 ubiquitin-protein ligase MARCH8-like. The record is from RefSeq and is a predicted model, not a curated record. The coding region runs from base 238 to 1182 and encodes 314 amino acids. NCBI's taxonomy places the organism in Eukaryota, Viridiplantae, Streptophyta, Magnoliopsida, Ranunculales, Papaveraceae. The transcript has 7 exons. Gene Ontology annotation, molecular function: zinc ion binding.
GGAAAAUUAUAGGUCGUUUCUAAUAUUUUCCUUCGUAAAGAAGAAAAAAACUUCACAUAAACCCCAAUAAGUAAAUCCUAGUUGGUGGUUGACAGGUGGUGGUGAUCCACUGUAAGUAAAAAGUUUUCAUGAACAUCUGAUCCUACUAAUAAGAGGAAUCCUUAGGAGGUAAUUCAUUGUUUCACAAAGUCCUCUCUGAGAAUUUUCAUAGAAGCAAUUGCUCAGGUUAGGUAUUCAAUGGGGGAACAAGAGAGUGUUUCUCUUCUAAAUCCUCCUACUCCAGUCAGUACUCAACCAACAACAGAGAUUGAUCUUGAAGCAGGGCAAAAUCAGUGCAGAAUUUGUCUUGAAACUGAUGAAAGGGGUUUCAUUGCUCCUUGUAUGUGCAAAGGAACGGCAAAGUACGUACACCGUGAAUGUUUAGAUCAAUGGCGCUCCAUUAAGGAAGGUUUUGCGUUUGCUCAUUGCACAACUUGCAAGGCCCAAUACCACAUGAGUGUGCAAAGUACGGUCGUAGAUAGGAAAUGGCGAACGCUGAAGUUCCGUUUCUUUGUCACUAGAGAUAUAUUUUUCAUUUUUAUCUGUUUCCAGCUGGCAAUUGCUUUAUUGGCGUAUUUGGUGUAUCUUGUUGAUGCAUCUCAGAACUUCGCGCUACGCUUGGCCUUGGAAUUUCCUGGUGUAGUUAGCUUCUAUUACAUAUGUGGGGCAUUGCUGCUUUUUGUUUUGGUUGGAUUGUCUGGUUGCUUUCUGACGUGUUUCGACAGUAGAGUGAGAAGUGAUCUAGCUCAGCCAUGUCGACAAUUGACUGACUGUUGCUGCAGCUGUGGGUGUAGAGACCCUCGGUGUCCCGCUGCAUGUUUAGUGUCAUGCUAUCAGGGUUUAACAAGUGCUGGAGAUUGUGCUUGCUUACCAGUUGCUGGCGAAGGAGCGCCGUUAUUUAUCAUUGGUGCAGUGAUUGCACUAGUACUCUUCGCGUUCUUUGGAUUGAUCUAUAGCAUUCUUGUGGCUACAAUUGCUGGGCAAAGAAUCUGGCAAAGGCACUAUCACAUACUUGCAAAGAGGAUGCUGACAAAAGAGUAUGUAGUUGAGGAUGUUGAUGGAUCGGUGACGGAUUCCAAUUGGUCCCCACCUCCUCUUCCACCCGAGCAUGUUGAGCAGCUGAAGGCACUUGGUCUCCUGUAAAUUCACCUGCCUAGUAUCCGAUCUGUCACAAAGAGAAAAUACAUAACAUAGGUUAAAUCGCCUUCUUAAUUUUCUGGUUUUCACUUCUAUGCACUUGCAAUGGUAAUGUAGAAUAUUAUUGAAGGUGGAAUUUAGAAUCUCAUAUGUAAAACUUGCCAUUCAUAUUGAAGUAACUGAAGUUUUCUUUUGUUUUGCUUA